GAUCUCGGAUAGUGCCGCACCCCUAGUAUGCCGCCCUCACACUCGAAGCAGUGUCCUUCUUAGGUGAUGCCGUAAUUGCAUUAAAGUUUGACGGAUGUUCGGCCAAUGUUCGGCGGCGCCCAGGUCCCGAAGUAAUUGUGAGCUCACUGGUCUGCUCACAUGUGCUCACAUGUGCCCUUAUGUGCCUUGAUCAACGUUGACUCAGUGGGUGCUGUGACUGUUAUGCCAGGCUUGGUAUAUCUUUGACCUUUAACUUAUCACAAAUUGGUUUACUCGAUCUGAUAUCGCGGAUCAAGUAGACACCUACCAGUGUGGUCUCGCCCUCUCUUUGUGACUGUCGUCAGCCGAUUUCUAUACACUGCUUCUCAGCUCUAUGUCUUUGAGUCAAGCCGCAUCCUGCAAAGGCAGGAAAAAGGCAUUGCUCAUCGCCGUGAGGAACGUGGUAGGGAUCGAAGUUUCGCUCCCCCGCACGCACUAUGAUGCUCAAGAGCUCAAAGAACUUCUCAUUGAUCAAUAUGGCUACGCUGAUGAUGAUGUCAUACUGCUGGUGGACGACCGCAAACUAGACAAAUCGCUUUGGCCUUCUAAAGCAAAUAUUUUCAAGAGGAUCAAAUGGCUCGUAGAAGAUAUUGGAGAGCACGACCGACUGGUAUUCUACUACUCGGGUCACGGGGGCCAGACUAUAUGCCGCCAUGAUAGCGAAGUUGAUGGACAAGAUGAAGUUAUAUAUGGAUUCAAUGGCCGCAAGAUUAUCGACAACGACCUCAAACAACGACUGGUGGAUCCGGUGUUGAGAACGAAGGGUUGUCAUUUGUUUGCUCUGUUCGAUUGUUGCCAUUCAGAGACUAUCCUUGACCUCAAGCAUUGUAACUGCUGUUCUCGAUUGCUGUCGCCAGUCAAAUCUUUUAUCACCUCUAGCCAGGAAAGCAACACGGAUGCAACUCGAACCCCUCCCCUUAAAAAGUGGUUAUGGUUUCCUAAAGAGUAUCGUACUCUUCCGGUCAGCAUACCACGGCUGAGCAAAAACGUCCUGAUACCAUCUCCGUGGUCCGUCAUUGGGCUGGCAAAUCGUACCAUGGGGCAUCUUUACAACCGCAUCGCGAGAAUACUGAAGGUUUUUCUCAAGGGCACACCAUGUCCUGUCAAUGAACCUGUACAAACUGCGCCUGCGAGACAAUCAAUCUUAUGUUGUCUCCCAUCUCGAUUUUCCCAAAUGCUAGAUGCAACAGUACUUGUGCCAUGACUGCAGAAGAAGAGAAUCAAGGUCGUGUGGUGUGCUUGUCAGCAUGCAGAGACAGCGAAGUGGCAACACGACGAUAAUGAGACAGGUGGAACUUUGACAAAGUUUUUUAUGUCUUCGUUG
Messenger RNA from Suillus paluster, 1363 nucleotides. RefSeq names its product caspase domain-containing protein. The transcript is spliced from 13 exons. NCBI's taxonomy places the organism in Eukaryota, Fungi, Basidiomycota, Agaricomycetes, Boletales, Suillaceae. Gene Ontology annotation, biological process: proteolysis. Gene Ontology annotation, molecular function: cysteine-type endopeptidase activity. The record is from RefSeq and is a predicted model, not a curated record. Bases 374 to 1243 code for a protein of 289 amino acids.